AUAAGUUUAGGGCAUUAAAUCCAUUCAACGGGAAAAUAAUAACAAGAUGUUGAAGUUUACUGUAAUUUUGGGUCUUUUGGCGGUAGCAUUGGCGCUUCCUAGUAGUCACAAUGAAUUUUAUAAAAUUUGGAGAUACUAAUCAAGCCCUUAAGAUCAUUAACGGAAAUCCAGCUAAACCACAUCAAUUUCCCUACCAAGUAGGAAUGUACGUGUAUACUUCUUCUAGAUCCGAUUUCUGUGGAGGUUCGCUUAUAUCCAAGAAUUAUGUUCUUACUGCAGCCCACUGCGUUGACAAAGCUGUUAAAGUAAAUAUGGUAUUUGGUGCUCAUAACAUAACUAAUCCCGAUGAAUCAUCCCAAGUUCGAUUAUCUUCAACAAGUUUUAUUGUUCACGAAGGAUGGGACGGAGAAAACAUUAACGAAAACGAUAUAGCACUUAUCAAAUUACCAUCACCUGUUCAAACAUCGACAGUAAUCAAAACUGUAUCUAUCGCUGCAGGCACAAAUAAAUAUGUAAACUCCGUUGGAAACGUAGCCGGUUGGGGAUUGACCAAAAAUAGUCAAACAGUAGUCACACCUGUUCUCAGAUAUAUAAGUCCUUCUAUAUUGAGUAAUGACGACUGUAAAAAAGUCGAUCAAGACUAUGAAGCUGUUAUCUUAGACACUCUUUUAUGCAGCAAUCCAGGAUCUCAUAAGCAAGGAACGUGCCAAGGUGACUCUGGUGGCCCUCUAGUUGUCGAUGGUGUACAGAUCGGUAUUGUUUCCUUUGGUUCUACAGAUUGCGAAGAAGGAAAACCAUCUAUAUUCACAAGAGUAACGGAAUAUCACGAUUGGAUUGCAAAACAUUCUGAUGUUAAAUUUUAAAUCAUAAUCAAGUUAUUAUUUGACAAUUAUUUUAAAAAUAAUAAUGAAUAAUAAAGAAGACUUGAACUAGUACUUUAGCUUAUUACUAUUAAUUUAUAUAUGUAUUUAAAAACUUUAACCUAAUUAUCAGUCACAUACAGGCCAUGUCUUAGUAAGCUUUACACGUGGUAUCAUUGUUUACAAAUCUUUCACUUUCCAAUGUAGUAACCUCCCUUCGGAACCAUUGGAACCAAAUCCAACAUCACAGUCCACUAUUGUGGUAAACUUUCUCCGAAGCAUUAAAACUGACCUACGGCACUUUUUCAACAACAAAUUUUAUUGUCAAAUUUUUUUGGAACACGAUGGAAUACAUUUUGGAACACUAUGGGAUCUUGAAUUUCUCUUAUUUUAGUCAGUUUUGUACUAGGCGAUCUUAUUAACGAGAGUAUCAAGAAGUUAGAUAUCUAGUUUCCUUUCUGAAACGUUAUGUUGACGAUCUGAUUCUAGCAACACUACCUGAUAAGGCUUUGGGCACCUUAUCAGUGUUCAACAGCAUUGAUCCACUCCCCCAAUUCACGUGAAAAUUUGAGGUAAUAUCACGCCGUUUAUAGAUAUGCGAACCAUUCGCACACAGAAUAACAUAUUAGUCAUCAUCUGGUACAGAAGAGAAAUGGCUAGCAACCGUUUCUUAAAUUACCACUCGUCACACCCAAUCAGAUACAAACAUAACCUCGUAUAUGCCCUUAGUCUUAGAGUACACACGUUGACACAUGCGUUAUACAAAGAUGAUUCUUUUAAUCUAUUGAAGUUCAUUCUCAUUGAUAAUUUCUUUUCCCAUUUCUAUCAUCGAUAAAUAUCUACUUUUCCAAAAGCUAUAGAUAUUUUAUUACAGAAGCAACAUAUGCUGUAAAAUUAGCGACCAUUUUUAACAACAUACAGAUGAACAACUCCCCGUUCAAUCCAGAACGAGCCAUAAAAUAUGUUCCUGUCCCGUAUCCAAAUCCUCACUGUUCAUCUCUUGUUCCCAAAAAUCACAAAUAAUUUUACUACUUAAUUAAAAUCUUCAAAAGGUCUUCCCUUGAUGUUUGCAAAAUAGAAAACAUGAAAUGUUUCGGUUUUGGUCUUUUGUUUUUGAUCCAGCUAUUUUCAUACUUUCCACAGAACAUAUUUCAUUUAAUCCAAAAGAGGCUCUUUGAAAUGUAGGACUUUUGAUAUCAAUAAUAUACUUGACAUUUACUGCAAAAUUAUUUCUAAUUAACAUUCAAAUUUGAUCUCAUCAUUAAACCACGUUAACGAUUUUUUUCAGA
Molecule: messenger RNA, 2149 nt
Organism: Diabrotica balteata
Lineage: Eukaryota; Metazoa; Arthropoda; Insecta; Coleoptera; Chrysomelidae
Source: the annotation of a GenBank genome assembly